Messenger RNA from Neodiprion virginianus, 8889 nucleotides. RefSeq lists its product as uncharacterized. Bases 670 to 4800 code for a protein of 1376 amino acids. Gene Ontology annotation, cellular component: nucleus. The record is from RefSeq and is a predicted model, not a curated record. NCBI's taxonomy places the organism in Eukaryota, Metazoa, Arthropoda, Insecta, Hymenoptera, Diprionidae. The transcript has 2 exons.
CGCUCAGCUCGUGGAAUAAUUUCUUGUCGCUCUCAUUCCUCGUUGGAAUAUUGCUCGUGCUGUUAUCUGUUGUGUUUUUGGGCUGUAACUGUACGAAAAACAUGUCCCUUUGAUAAUAAAUGGUUGAAAAAAGCUCAAGGUGUAGACAUGGAAAAAUCGGUUCGUGUUUAACCGUGUAGUAAUAGUGACGAUUGGAUGAAAGGCAGGUGUAAUUUAACGGGUGGAUGGUAGGCUCGUGAAUUAAUAGGAUAUCGAUUUGCCCGCACAAGUGCUGUGCUGGCUGUAACGCACACGACCGAGCAACUAGGCAGCCAUGGACGUCGAUAUUUUUGGGGCACAGUCCGUACGGACAUUGAAAUAUGACCAUUUAACAUCGUCAAAGGCCUGAUAAAAGGCAAUAUGUUGGUAAUCAGGGUCGCGAGUAUAGCGAAGUAGUAUUAAAUAAAGAAUAACGCGAGGGCGAAACUCUCGUACAACGGUGGUUCGUAGCUAGUGUUGUGUUUGUGUGUAUUAAUCGUCCGGUGCAUCGCGUUUCGUUCCUUGUUCCCUCGGUUCCUUGUCCGUGAUAAAGUUCAUCGUACGCGAAUUGCAACGUGAAAUAUAUAUUGCUGAAAGGAUAUUGAAAAACGAAGAAUUUAAUCCAACGCAGUCUUUGUCAAAACCCAUACAAUGGAGCUUGGAAGUAGCAUGAGUUCAGGGGCAGUCGCCUGUCCCGUUUGCACUUUGUAUUUACGUGAAGGUAUAAGCUUGCAAAAGCAUUUGGAUACUCACCCCAAGGAACAGGUAAUCGAAGCUCUGAUCAAGGCGAGCACGUCGCCAGCGCAGCAGCCUCAGUUGAACCUUUCUCAACCGGCACAAAAUCCCAUCCAUUCACCACCGAAUCCUGUGGCUUCUCAGUCGCCGUACCCUGUAGGGCCAGUAUUUGAAUGUCCUCCGGUAGCCCCGAUGAUGUCACCUCAAUUUGCCUCCUUCAGUUAUCAACAGUUUGUUAACAACGGGACAAUGAUGAUACCACAGUACGCAAUGGCGCCGCAAGCCAAUCAGAUGAUGCAAAUGCUCUACAAUCCCUACGGUAUGUAUCAACAGCAACAGAUACCAGCGGUUCAGAUGAUCGCUCCUAUAUCGAAUGUACCAACAACGUCGAGAAGCAGACCUAUGGUCUCUGUGGCUAGUGACAGUGGCGCCAGGAACAUCAUUCCACCUUUAAAUAGUGCCGAACUUGAACCAAAGCAAAUUUUACCCGAAAUUGAAGCAGAACAGGUUUUACCUGAUGUUGAAAUGUCGGUAGGUUCAAUGCCGUUGUCCAGGGAACCAACGGUAAGCACAAAUCAGCGGGAAGGUGAGGAUCAAAGUGAUCGGAAUCAGGCACAACAAGGGCGGCACGAUUCAAUCCCUCCUCAUCAGGAUGGCAGUAGUCGAAUUGAGUAUGGAAAUAUUGUGCAGAAUUCAGCAAUGAGCAAUAGUACAGUCGAGGAUGACGGCGAUAAGGGAGAAAGCGUACUACCUGACAUAGAGGAUACGGAAUCGACCAGUCCUACACAACAAGUUCCCAUACAGCACGAACACACGCAAACUCAGAACAGUGAGGAAUUUACUCAGAACUUUGAAGGGGAUUCUGAAAAGGAACGUAACAGUCGAUUAGCUAUUAUUGAGAUUGAUUUAGAUGCAGAAGAUAAUAAAUUAGAUAAUGAAGAACAGAAUUUGACGGAACAUCGUGAGAACAUGGUCGUUUCAGUUGAAGAAAGUAUGCCUGUUGCGAGAGUCAAGGGAUCGAAUGAACAACCUGAAGUGGAACAAUUGGAGCGUUUGUUGAUAACCAUAAUGGAUACUGAAUUCAACGUUGAUUCGUUAAAGAGUAAAAAUGAGAAGAUUGAGGAUGAGGAAAGAAAUGAAAAAAGCUGUGACCAGGAAGUUAUUGUAGGUGAUAGAGAAACUAGCGUGAUACAAGAAGUAGCGGCAACUUCCAACAUAGGCGGAUCGAGAAGUUGCGUAAAGAUACCGGAGGCUGAUCGGAUUCGAGAAUCCUUUGCUCUUAACAAAGACAAUGAUGACCGUCAUACAUCAGUUCAAACGGAUGUGAUUGAAACUUGUGCUCAAGAGGCUAGUACCCACUUUGCGUAUAGUUACAAAAAUAGCAUAUCUGCUCCUGCUUCGCCGGCUACUCAGAAGAGCUCUUAUCGGCUUAGAACUUAUUCGACCCGUUCGGAAAUGGGAUCGAAUGAAAACCUAAGUUCUUACCCUGUUGGUUUUGAGGCAACAACGCUACUGGAUGAGGAGGACAAUGAAGUGGAUGAAAAACGAGAGUUCAGAGAUAACUUUGAUGAAGAAGACAUGGAGAUUGAUGAAAUUACCAGCCCUCAUACUCCAUUUACAAAACAUAAUGAAAAUGUUGAGUGCGUCAGGUCUCACACACCAUUGUCAACUUUAAGCGGAAUCUCUGGCCUUAGAGUAAGAACCGAUCUCAGCAAACCUUGUUCGCCAGCUUCGACACAUUCCUUUCAACAUCUUGACACAAAUAGCCUUUGUCCAGAAGAUGAUGCUGAAGAGAUGAUAGACCCUGCAACCGAAAAAGAUCCUAUAGAUUGUAUGCAACUUCAGAGGGAAGUGGAACUAAUGGAAAACUUGAAGAAUAUUUCACAGAAAUUGCAGCCAAAUCACGUCUACCAUCAAUCUGUGAUAACUGAAAAUCUCGCCACCUUCGCUAUUGAACAUCACUCUCAGAAAUCCAUGACUAUCCACGAUCGUUACACGGAGAUAAAUCGUAACAAUACUGAUAAUCUUUUAGACUUAUCUGAACCAUCGGAACCAACGACAAGUACAGAUUCGAAAAACUUCCAACCCGACAAGUCUAUUCUUCACAAACCAACUGCAGAAUUGUUGAAUAUCAAUGAAGAUGCACAUCCAGGACCUAUGAACGUACUCGAAUUUGAUGGACUUCAAAUUCUGGUCCCUAGCACAUUUAUUAGUGAAUCUUCCCAAAAAGCGGUCAGUGCAACAAGUCGACAAUCUAUGGUAAGCAGCGAGGGUGGGGUGGAGGCAGAUGAGGAAAUCAAGAGCGUUAACAUGAGGGCGGAUGAAAUCAUGCCUCCAAGGGGAGAAUUAUCGGAACAAGAAAGCAAUGGAUGCCAUGAACCUUCAGCAUGGCAGCAGUUGUACAUGGGUCAGGAAUCGUCACGGAUGUCGACGUCAUACGAUUUAAUGGCACGUGAGAGUUGGGAGGAAUCUGAGGGAUCAGAUAACGAGAUUGGAGGCCCUCUUUUAGACAGUCGUUCAUUGGCAACUCAUUUCACUUCCAGUCUGUUUCUGGACCGUGAUAGAAAAACUCCUACAAAGCGAUCUUUCAAGUGUCCGCAUUGUUCGGAUGUUUUUGACUGUCCGAAAGAACGUAGAGUGCAUACAGGGACUGUACAUAAAGAAGCAGGACCUAGCAGCAGCAGAGAUCCCAUGGAGGAACCUGAAGUUAAAGACAUAAAAUUACUAGACGGACGAAUGAAUGUGUUCGACGAUCUCUUUGUUCCAGGGCUGCAUGUGCAGCAACCUCUUCUUCAUCAGCUUCAACCAGCCCACCAUACUCCGGAUCUGACAAAGUUGGAAGUUGAUAGGAAGAUUGAAAACUUGAUUGUUCCAACAUCUAUUGAAAUCUCUUGUUCGAUUUGUGGGCAAAUGUUUAAUAGCGAAAAAUCAUUGCAAAUACAUCAUAGAAGGGUACAUGUUUCCGAGAGUAAUAAGCGUGUGCGGGAGAGCGCUAAGUGUCAAACAUGCAACGAAGAAUUUCCAUCGGUUGUUUUGUUUAAUACACACUUGAAGAUUCAUCCCUUGGAAUGUGGUCAAUGCGGUAAAUAUUUCUAUAGAAAACAAAACUUCAAACUACAUAUGAAACGACACCUUGGAAUAAAGCCUUUCCCUUGCACUGUCUGUGACAAAGCAUUUCUGACUAAACAAAAGCUGGAUGAACAUACCAACGGUCACACCGGUAACGCUCCUGUCAAGUGUAACUUGUGUAACGAAACUUUCAGACGUUAUUCGAACUUAACUCAACACAAAAACCGGCAUCAUUUAAAUAUAAAAAAAAAACUAAAGGACUAUAUUUGUCACUGUGGUGAAGUGUUUCACACAAAGAAAAAAUUGGCUUGGCAUAAAGAAACGCAUGACGAAAAACCGAAGGCAUGCACUUACUGUAAUGAGAGAUUCAUUCACAUGGCCAGUUUAACGCGACAUAUGCGGAGAGCUCAUAAUCGUAGAUUUGUUCCUGAUGCUCAAAGGGAAAAUGAAAAUGUCGAAUGUCCUAUCUGUAAAUGUAUUUAUUUACGCUCAUCCUUGGCGGUGCACAUGCGAGUUCAUAAUGGAGAAAGACCUUACGAAUGCCAAGUUUGUUCUAAGGCGUUCAGCACAAAAUGGAACCUACAACUGCACAAAUGGACCCAUGCUGCGCGCAGUACAAAACCUUUCAAAUGUAACCAAUGUAGCGCCGCCUUUUAUCGUCACAGCGAUUAUACAGCUCACAUGAACUCUCACCGUAAUGUACGACCUUAUACAUGUAACUACUGUGGAGCACAAUUUAUCCGGAAAUAUAAUUGCCUACGACACGUCAAGGAACAUGAAGAGAACAAAUCGUACACGUGCGAUAUUUGCAACAAAACUUUCCAUCGAUCUUACUACCUUAAAGAACAUUUGCGAGUCCAUUCCGGCGCCAGACCAUACACGUGUCAUAUCUGUGGUAAAUCUAGUAGUACCAAGUCAAAUCAUAAUAAACAUGUGAGAAUUCACCAUGCAAGGGAACCUGUAAAUACCGAAAACUAAAGGACCCAAGGUCCACCUUUGGAACAGCAUUAUGCUGUGUCGAAUGGUCUAAAGUACUGGGUCUAUAUUAUUUAUUUAAAGUUUGGGUCACUAUACGCCUCGUUUCUAGAGAAUUAAUUAUAUUGUUGCACAUUCAAGGCAAGGUGAAUCAAACAUUCGCCAGAAAUUAAGCGCUGAGCUCUCAUCGGAAUUAGAGAUUUAUUUCUUCGAAACUCGGAAUAUUAGAUCAAAUGAUUCUUGAUAUAACAGCAUGCUCAAAUAUGAUCGCCCUGCUUAAAAAAUAUUUAAAACAAGUUUUAUCAAGAAUAUUAUUUGCUUAUUUUACAAUUAUAAUCUAGUAGUAAUCUGUAUUUAUAAAUUUUAACAACUAUUCUCCGCUCCAAGCAUGGAAUUAUCAAAGUUUAUUUUUAAUCAAAUUAUCAGCCACCAAUCAUUUUUACUCUACUCAAUCAAACGUCUGCCAGUCCUAUUGCGUGAUUAAUUUUCAAUUCCACUAGUUUGAGAAAUCUGAAAGCAUACAAUGCACUUUCAAAUAUUCGAAUUUUAAUACCAUGUCUAGUAGAUACUAUUAGUUAUUAUUUUUAGCCAUGAAAUAACCUGGGGUAAAACGAAAUCGGCAGUGUGAUAGAAAAAGAAAUUUAAUCAAAUAUAAUGAAGUGUUAAAUAUUAUUUAUUCAAGGAAUUGACCAAUUUUUGUGAGUUGCUUUAGAGUGGUCACGAAUGGUUCAACUUUGAUAAUGUCAUGCUCUGCAAAAAGAUAUAUCUGCUGUGAUAAUUCCAUACCUUGAAAUGUGGCCCUCUUUGACCGAAAUUGAAAUAUCAAUGUUGAAUCACAUACUUAAAACUUGGCUAUGUAGUAUUAGAGUGUCAGGUAAGGCUCUUUGACACAGGCCACUCUGAGCGACUCACAAACAGAGGUGGAAGAAUAGAGGGAAAUUGAUUGUGAUGGUAAUCUUUUGAGUCACGAUAGAGUGAAAACUCAAAGAUAUGCAUACUAAUAUUUCAUUAAAUGAAUCUGCAUUAUACAGUAAUUUUUCCUGUAUAAUAUAUACUUACUUGUACUAUCCAACCUUUAAUGCAUUAUUCUGUUGUAAAUUUAUUUUUUGUUUUAUUUUAUGUUGAGCAUGAUUGACGUCUCAUGAGAUUUAAUAUGUUACUUUUUAUUUUGAAAAACUUGCACCGCAAGCUAGAAAAAACUAGUAAGCCAGGGCGAAUGACUGUGAUACGCUUCAUACUUUUAUUUCAAUGUGUCUGGUGCACCCAGACGAAAAUUGUUAGUUGAAUUUUAAGAAUAAGGAUAACCUUGAAAAAAUUUUUCAUCGUCCGUAAAAGUUGGUGAAAUGCAUUAUCAGAGAUUUUGGGAUUCUUUAUAUCGCUGUGACAAUUUUCUUUCCUUGCACGAUAGCUUUAUGCCUUGGAAUCGGUAGAUUGGAUAAAAAUGCGUCCCUAGUACUAAAAUCAAUGUUUAUGAAAUUUGAUCAAAUUUGCAAUAAAUUUGAAAAUUGAAUAUGAUACUUAGAUAGGACAGGAUGUUUUGUUACUGCGUUAUGAUCCGACAAUCUAGUUUUGUAGGUCCAGUGACUUAAGACCCUAACUACUUAAAAUAAUAAAUAUUUGUUAACAAAAGUUAACUACCUAUUACCUGUGUCUCAGAGACUCAAGUAGACCUCUGACAAAUAGAGGGCUACACAGUGAAACACGUUUGCCAACUAAUAGUAAUUAAUUAUUACGUAAAUCUAAUUAACCGAAUAAUAUUACAUAAUUAUCAAAACUCUUUGAUGUGUCAAUCGUUGUAAGUGGUUUUUUUACAAGGAACUAUUUUACAUAAAGAGUGCAUAUUGCAAGUUUGCGCGUCGGUGUCCAGUGUACUAAGUGUGAAAGGCCUGUAUUGAGUUGCGUAUGAUCUUACAUAAAGGGUCUAUUAUUUACUAUUAUUAAGAUUGAAUUAAUAUUAACUAUUACAUUUAAUAGUUAUAAAUCUUAGUUGUUAUUCUUCUAUAUUUAUAUAUUUUGCAAUCAUUAAGGUGAUUUUUAUUGGUAGUUUUUUUAAUACCAAGACUGAUCGAUGUUGGUGCUCCAUAUUACUCCUAAAUAUCAGCGGUUCUUCUUCAUUAAAUCGAAAGUUACUUCACCCCACGUAGAUUUCAGUCAGUUGAAAAUCAAAGCAAAUCUAGAUUUUUUUACGAUACUGCUUCGCAUCAGACUAUUGAUUGAAGUCAGUGAUUCGUUCAAUGUCCAAACUAGUAGUUAAGUUUUAUAUUUUAAAGAAUGAAUAACGAGAAAUGGUUUAAGUGCGUCAUUUUGAUCUCUAUUAAAGAUAAGAAUUAAUUUCUCAAGGUGCAUCUGACCUAGAAUGAUUGGCGUUUGCACUAACGAUAACAAGCAAUCUACUACAAAUAGUUGAAAAAUUCACAGGAGUAAUAUGGAGGUAAUUUCCGUACUGCCUGGGUUAUAUGUUGACUGUACUUUUGAAGAUGAGUCUUCUUAGCGUGAUUGGUGUAAUUAAAUUACAUAAAAUAAGCCCCAUGUCAUUACAGAGCUUCAACCAAGCACUUGCAAUAAUUCUUCUCAAUUACUAUGACAAUUGGUCGAGAUUUUUAGUAAACACGUCAAUAAAUAUAUCUGUUCAAAAUAGAAGAGAGAGAAUAUUUUAAUAAAUAUAAUUGGUUGCAUCUCGGUUAUACCUUGGUUUGUAAAUGAUGUCCUGGAUUUUAAUCAAGCUUAUUUUUGAAGGGGUCUGUAUAUCUGCAAUCCCCGUAUUUUAACAAUAAUUAAGACAAGCGUGUAUGUAUAUUUGAUCUUUAUUGUAUAAUUUAUACAUCAUGGCACCAUGGCCAGAGUUUUUACACAACCCACCUAGAGCCAACAUCGUAGUCAUCCAAAUGUGCAAUUGUGUAGCUAAGCAGCAUGCGCGUUAGAUUAGACGCAGUACUGUAUAUAAUGUAAAUAUGUACAUCAAUUAUAUUUUAUAAUAGGGCCAAUCAAUCACCCGGCAAUUGAAUAUUGUAUGAAACUUGAUUCAUGCUAUACGAAGAUACAGAUAGGAUAAUUAUUAUCAUUAAACAAUUAAUAAAUCAACAUGUGUACACCUUAAUAAAAGUUAUGUAUUGAGGUACGUUUCUUUGUAAAUAAGUUUCUUCUAACGUUGAUCUAUUCAUAUAUAGUGUUUGAUCACCAGGUUUUCAUAUCCUGAAAAUAUCAAGGAUGAACAUCAAACUAUUCAAUAAAUUGAAACAUUCUGCAAAUUAUCCCGAAUGACGGUAAAAAUAGUACAAGUAUAUAUAUUUUACAUUUUAUAAACGAUUUCAUUAAGUAUAAUACAUGUUAUUCUUAUAUCUGUUUCAUCUCGGAACAGAUAUUUUUGCAUUUAAAUGCGCUGUCAGAUUCAAAUUUGAACGUAUUUUCCGGCCUCGCCACUAUAGCGCUCAGAUCACAGGCGGCCAUCUUGUGAAAAUUGUGGAACAAUUGCUGGCCCCUCGAUUACCGACAGAAGACAGAAGGGAAUGUGCGUCGAGAAGUCGGGCGCGUCAGAACAUCCGCUCUGUAGUUCGCGUCGGUUCGCAUCGCGAUGCAGUCAUCGUAUACAUUCGGCGCGAUUGUUUUGUAUAUAAUUAUACUGUGCUCAGUGCUAUAAUUCAUUUGUAAAUGUUCUAUUUAUCUAACAACUUGCUCGUGUUAAGCGAAAGUAAAUUAUUUCUCAAUAAAUAAAAGUGUGAUGUAAAGGUGCGUAGUUGACCAGUAAUGAAUCAGUACGACGAAAUAUAAUUUUUCAAGUGCUAAACAUUUGCCGAUCGCAGUUUGUUUUAUGCAGCUUCUUGGAAAAAAAAAACGACACGUUAUUUGCUCUGUAAAGUCUUCGUCGACAUCUUUGUACCUUUUCUAUUAUUAUACUUCGAUAUUUAUGUAUCGGAUUUUAUGUUAACUGUAACAUUAACUUAUUAAUUACGUACUAUAUCCGUAAUCAUCUAACUGCGAUCAGUGAUUAAAGUUCGAUUUGAAAUGAUACGAACCUAUGUUUACCCGGACGCAUUCAUGAAUAUCACGAGUUACUUAUUUCAAUGUUUUGUUGCUUUUGUAUCCGGCUGAUUC